CGUGCCGAAAUUCACGAAUAAAAAUACAACUUUUAAUGGAAGAAUGAAAUUAACGCGACUAAUCUGUUAGAAUUCUUUCCUGAAUUUCCCAACUAGGAAAUAUUGACCGCAGUUUCUUAAAUAUGAUUUGAGUGAAUCAACCUCGACUUCCUCUAAUUAUAUCACAACUCUCUGAUACGCGAAAUUGGGUAAAUGUCUUCUGAAAAUAUGUCAUUCGUCAUUGAUGUCCAUCGAAUAAUAGUUUUUGCUGUGUUAGUUUCAUCAAUAGGAGUAUUUUCACAAGAUAUUUCCGUGUGCGAUUCCAAAUAUGAUUGUGGUUCUUGUUUACAGCAGUCUGGAUGCUAUUGGUGUAUACAACCACAACUGAAUAAGAAAAAAGUAUUGAACCAUUGUAUCUCGAGCGACUCAAGAAACAUAACAUGUCCAGAAAAGGAUCGAAUAGACCCAAAGACAAAAGUCGAUAUAAUCCAGAACUUGCCACUGUCGAGUACUGCCAGCAGAGUGGUCCAGAUAAAACCUCAAAGGAUAAAAUUAUCUAUGAGGGUGAAAAAGACAGUUAAUAUCACUUUCCAGUUUUCCCUAGCCAAGGAUUAUCCGGUAGACUUAUAUUAUAUAAUUGACAAUUCAUAUUCAAUGAGAGAACACAAGGACAAACUAGCUGCCUUAGGAAAAGAACUCUUUGAAACAAUGAGCAAUAUCACUAAUGAUUUCAAAAUAGGAUUUGGAAGUUUCAUAGAUAAACAAUCAGGUCCCUUUGUUUCUCAGCAGCCAGAUUUACUGAAGAACCCUUGUGGGAUAGUUAAAUGUGUCCCCGCUUAUGGAUUCAAGAACCAUCUUCCACUGACUGAACAUUUUGAAUCAUUUUCUAAAGGAGUUAAAGAGGCCAUUUCGUCUGGUAAUAUGGAUUCACCAGAAGGAGGUUUUGAUGCAAUAAUGCAAGCUAUUGUAUGUAAAAAAGACAUUGGAUGGAGACCCAAGGCUAGACACCUUUUAAUCUUCUCUUCUGAUGCCAAUUUCCACAUAGCAGGAGAUGGUAGGUUGCUGGGUAUUUUAGAACCCAAUGAUGCCAAAUGUCUUAUGGUCAAUAAUAAAUAUGAUGGAUUGAAAAAUGACUAUCCGUCCAUCUCUCAUCUAAGCAAUAUUGCCAAGGAAAACGAUGUGAACAUUAUAUUUGCGGUUGUAAGAAAGUUGCAGAAGAUUUAUAAGAUGCUAUCUGAAAAUAUUGUAAAUUCAAAGUUCGGCGUUUUGGACAAGAAAUCACAGAAUGUUGUCAAAUUGGUUGUUGAUAAUUAUAAGGAAAUCGUCGGAUCAGUUAAUAUAGAGACAAAUUACUCCAGAAAUAUAAAAGUGGACAUAAUACCUCAUUGUAAGAAACAGAAAGGAAAUGGGUGUGAUGGAGUGAAGUUAGGUGAAGUGGUGAAUUUCACUGCUUCCAUAACACUUUUAAAUUGUGCAGAUAACACUUCAACACCCACUGCUAUAUCCAUAAAACCCAGUGGCAUCGAUGAGAGUUUGAUACUUGAAGUUAACACCAUUUGUGGAUGUGAAUGCGAAUCAAAGACUGACAAAACUUACCAGAAGAAUUCUCCUGAGUGUGGAGGUGACGGGGACUUGGCAUGUGGAUUAUGCAAGUGCAAAGAAGGUCACUAUGGAUCAAAAUGUGAGUGUACCGGAACAAGUGAUGAAGAAACCAAAGAGAAAGAUUGCCGUGAAGGUCCUGAAUCUAAGAUUUGUACUGGAAGAGGUCGGUGUAACUGUGGCAUGUGCGACUGUAACACCAACCCGGAAUUGGGAAGACCCUACAGUGGAAAGUUCUGUGAAUGCGAUGAAGCGUCUUGCCUAAAGGAGAAGGGAGAGAUUUGUAACGGAAAGGGCAAAUGCAUAUGUUUAUCAAAUUCGAGUAUGCCCAUUUGUGAUUGCGACGCUGGUUGGGAAGGUCCUAGUUGUGCAUGCGAAAAAAAAGAUGAACUUUGUAUAAAAAGUGGAGAUAAAAAUAUAUGCUCCGGAAAAGGCUCUUGCAAAUGUGGCGCGUGCAUCUGCUCUGACGAUUAUUCUGGUACUUUUUGUGAAGUAUGCCCGGACUGCAAUAAUGAGUGCAGCAAGUUGAAGACUUGCGUCGAGUGCAAGAUCUUCGGGUUAGGAAUUCAAGACAACGCAAGAUGCAUAGAUGAAUGCGCUGGCCAUAUAAUAACAAGCACGAGUCAAACUGUCGAGAAAAACGGAAAGAAAGAGAAGAUUUGCAGAGAACUUGAUCAGGAAAAGUGCGAGAUCACUUUCAAGUAUAUGUACGACGAUUCACAAGUAUUGCAUGUCACUGUGCAAAAACACAGGAAUUGUCCACCAAAUAUCUUAGUGUGGAUGAUAGCCGUUGCUGGUUUUGUAAUCAUGAUAGGAAUUUUAACGUUGUUGAUAUGGAAGAUAGCCACUAUUCUACAUGACAGAAGAGAAUAUGCUAAAUUCAUGCGAGAACAGACAGCUUCUCAAUGGCAUCGAGGGCAGAAUCCGUUAUAUAAAGAAGCUACAACAACUUUCGAGAAUCCAUAUUUCUCUAAAUAACUUUAUUUAUAAACUUAUGUACGAAAAAUUCUUAUUCUCAUAGACGAUAUAGGACUAUAAAUACAGUUAGAUAAUACUAAGAUAUCUAUUAACUACAAGUACUGGUAUCUAUAGGAAACAAUGCGGAAAUCAAGGGGUGUUCCGAAAAUAUCCUCCAAAUACAAGAAGCCAGUUGCCUUCAAUGGUCACCAGUUUAAUCUUUACAUAUUAUAUCAAUUGCGAGAUUCAGAAAUUUUGGUUAAAUUUUAAAAUGUAGUGAAUAAAGGCUCUGAAAACUCAAAUAUGUCGUUAAUUUUCGGUGUGCAGAUGUGUUGUUUACAUUUCAGUUUCCUUUGCUAUAUAUUGCUGUGAAUUUCCACAUUUUCUACAAUAAAAUGAUAAACUUCCCACUU
Harmonia axyridis is the source of this 2948-nucleotide messenger RNA. RefSeq names its product integrin beta-PS-like. Gene Ontology annotation, molecular function: integrin binding. Bases 193 to 2556 code for a protein of 787 amino acids. Lineage: Eukaryota; Metazoa; Arthropoda; Insecta; Coleoptera; Coccinellidae. The record is from RefSeq and is a predicted model, not a curated record. Gene Ontology annotation, biological process: cell adhesion mediated by integrin; integrin-mediated signaling pathway; cell migration. The transcript is spliced from 9 exons. Gene Ontology annotation, cellular component: cell surface; integrin complex; focal adhesion.